CUCUCUCUCUCUCUCUCUCUCUCUCUCUCGAUGGCUGCAGAGAAAGAGUUGAACAUGAGCACGAGUUAGAGAAGACCGGAAAUUACUUUCAAUCUUGAUUGAGUGCGAAAGAAGAAAGGGACGUCUCUCUCUCUCUCUCUGUGAUUAUUGGAGAUGGCGGUUCGUAAAGAGAAGAACAGUCAAUCAGGGCGUGGAUCUAGAAUCGCCAUAGCAAUUGCGGUCGGGGUUCUCGUCGGAUGCGUAUGUGCCUUCUUACACCCUAACGGAUUUUUCGCUUCCGAUGGGCCGCCAACACAACGGGUACUUUCCAAGUCAAAUCUCCAGAUUGAUUCAUCCUCUUGCGAAUCAACAGAACGGAUUAACAUGCUGAAAUCAGAUAUUAUGAGUAUGACGGAGAAGAAUGCCGAGUUGAAGCGGCAGGUUAGGGAGCUAAAUAAAAAGCUAAGGCUGACUGAACAGGGAAAAGGUGAUGCUCAGGAACAGUUCAUGGUGUUGGGCGAACCCCGGAAAGCUGGGCCUUUUGGUACUGUCAAGGCUUUGAGGACUAACCCAAUUGUCAUUCCUGAUGAAUCUGUGAAUCCCAGACUAGCAAAGAUAUUGGCAGAGGUUGCUGUUCGGAAAGAGCUAAUAGUUGCACUUGCCAAUUCAAACGUAAAAUCAAUGCUAGAGGUCUGGUUCACUAGCAUAAAGAAAGUGGGUAUUACCAACUACUUGGUUGUGGCAUUGGAUGAUGCAAUUGAGGAUUUUUGUAAGUCAAAUGGUGUCCCAGUUUACAAGAGAGAUCCAGAUAAGGGUAUUGACGCCGUUGGGAGGACAGGAGGUAACCAUGUUGUCUCAGGACUAAAGUUCCACAUCCUGAGGGAGUUUUUGCAGAUGGGUUACAGUGUCCUCCUCUCGGAUGUGGAUAUAGUUUACUUGCAGAAUCCAUUUGAUUAUUUAUAUCGAGAUUCAGAUGUGGAGUCCAUGACUGAUGGUCACAAUAAUCAGACAGCUUAUGGAUAUAACGAUGUUUUUGAUGAACCUGCAAUGGGUUGGGCUCGAUACGCUCAUACAAUGCGAAUAUGGGUUUAUAACUCUGGAUUUUUUUUUAUAAGACCUACCAUUCCUUCAAUUGAGCUGUUGGAUCGAGUGGCUGCUCGGCUUGCUCGACCACCGAGCUCUUGGGACCAGGCAGUUUUCAAUGAAGAGCUCUUUUUCCCUUCGCAUCCAGGGUAUGAUGGGCUUCAUGCUGCCAAAAGAACCAUGGAUUUCUAUCUCUUCAUGAAUAGCAAGGUCCUUUUCAAGACCGUGAGGAAAGAUUCUAAACUGAAAAAGUUCAAGCCAGUUAUUGUUCAUGUAAAUUACCAUCCAGAUAAACUUCCAAGAAUGAAAGCAGUUUUUGAGUUCUAUGCUAAUGGCAAGCAAGAUGCACUGGAACCUUUCCCUGAUGGGUCUGAUUGGUAGAGACUGCAAGAGGCCUUCUGAUUGCAAAGAUGCACAAGCCGUUUUCUUCUUGCUUACUUUUGCUGGAUACAGGUGAUAUCAACUGAUUUUACCUUUCAGGAGCAAUCUGUAAAAUGAAUUCCUUUGCCUUUUUCGUUCAAAUUUGCUGUCCUUCUGAUUUUGUUGUUAACUACUACUAGACUACCUCCGACUCAAAAUGGAUGUGUCAUGUCAUUUAUACUUCUACAAAUGUCAUGAAAAAUUUGGUGUUUGUUGAUGAAUGAAUUCAAUGAAGUCUUUGAGAAAUGCUUUACUGCUGC
Molecule: messenger RNA, 1742 nt
Organism: Ilex paraguariensis (yerba mate)
Lineage: Eukaryota; Viridiplantae; Streptophyta; Magnoliopsida; Aquifoliales; Aquifoliaceae
Source: the annotation of a GenBank genome assembly